AUUUAGGAAAAUGUUUUAAUGAUCAAGAUUUGCUGUUCAUUUGUGACAACCUGGAGUCUGGACCAUGGAGGAGACUUGGAGUGCGUCUUGGACUCAAGUGGAGUGAUAUUAAUAAGAUAGCAAAAAACAACAGACAGGUGGAGGACCGCAUCAUGGAAUUGCUGGUUACUUGGAGAAAUAACCAAUCAAAGUACCAGCAAUUACCAAUCAUGAUGAACGCUUUGAGACAACAGAAGCUUCUUAGACUUGCACAAAGUGUGUGUGAAAGGCAUGGUUACAGUAACGAGUUAGAAGUUGCACCAACUCAGAUAAAUCUGCCCCAAAUUCCAACACCACAGCAAGGUUGCUUAGAUGAUAUUGACAUGGUGUUUAUCUCUGACAAACUUGAUGGCAAAGAUUUGAUAAAUUUCGGCAUCAACCUUGGUUUGGAGAAACAUGAAAUAAAUGGAUUUGAAUCAGACUUUUCACCACCAAUUGUAGACGCCUAUAUUGAAAUGUUCGUACAGUGGCGAGAAAGACAGAAAGCUGAAGUAAAUCAUCUCAAAACAAUUACUGAAGCACUGAACAAAGUUGGACGAAUAGAUAUCAAGGAAGAACUUGAGUCAUACUACCAGAACAAAUAUGGAAAAAUUGAAGCAAAGGUGUAAAGGAACAUUUUAAAGAUAACAGUGCAAUAAAAAAAAUGACACCAGAAUAUAAUUUUACCAUGGUUACAUACACCACUGUACCACAUUAGGACACUUUUUAAGAAAUUAUAUUUUACUCGCCUUUUGAUCAUCUAAACUGCAUGCUUUUGAUGCUGUCAUCCAGGACUGUAGAUAUUGAAUACAAAAUUUACUGAAAACAUUAAUGUCAACUUUCUCUUUUGAUAAU
Molecule: messenger RNA, 873 nt
Organism: Anneissia japonica
Lineage: Eukaryota; Metazoa; Echinodermata; Crinoidea; Comatulida; Comatulidae
Exons: 2
Coding region: 153-647 (164 amino acids)
Biological process (GO): signal transduction
Molecular function (GO): protein binding
Source: RefSeq, a predicted model, not a curated record